Molecule: messenger RNA, 1515 nt
Organism: Paramecium octaurelia
Lineage: Eukaryota; Ciliophora; Oligohymenophorea; Peniculida; Parameciidae
Source: the annotation of a GenBank genome assembly
UGUAAAUUAAGAUGUCAACAAAUAAUAGCGCAUAAAUCAAAAUAUCAGUUGCUUCUUUCACUUCAGAAAAAUCUAUCACAAGAUAUGUUAUAGCUGUGGAAUGCAGCAAUCAGAAGAAAUGGGAAAUAUUAAAAAGGUAUAAUAAUCAUUCUUCAAUUACAGAUAUUCGGAAGUUGAAGAUAUCCAUAACAGAUUACAAGAAUUAUUUAAUGAUCUACCUUAAUUUCCAAAAAAAUAGCUAUUUCAUCUGAAUAGAAGUGAAAUUGAGUUCAGAAUGCAAUAAUUAGAUGAUUAUCUAAAUUAAUUAUUGAGCAGAAGAGAAAUCUUAAACUCAGCUAUAUUAAGAGACUUUUUAAUAGUAAUAUAUUUGUCCUAAACAGCUUGAUCAAUAUGAUGAAUUCUUACAUCCCGUUCAAGUAUAAUGCAGGAUUCUAAAUAUGAGUUUGAAGGACAUACAUGAGAAUGAUAACAUCACUCUAUUAUUGUUAUAUGACUCUAGUAUGAUGGCUAGAAUAGAUACUUACAUAAAUAAUAUUUUGGAAUCGAAAAAACAAUCUCCUAUAAGUACAUUGAUUUGCUUUAGUCAGAAUGAUUUUAAAUAGAAAAUAUUUAGUAAAGAAUACUUAAAGGCAUUAACCUGUAUGAGUUUUAAUAAUACAGAAAACGCAUUUGCUGUUGGGUAUAUCGAUAAUUUUUAUUUUAUAGACUUUCAUCAGGAUUAGUGUAUUAUUACAGAUUAGACGAAAAGUACGCAAUUGAUAUGGAAGAACAAUUCUAGCUCGCUUAAUCUAAAAUUUCAGGGUGUGUAUUAAUUUAAAGAGAGAUAUAUGCAAUAACAAAUAAUUUAUUGAAAAUACAAAAUACUAAAAAAAUAUAGGAAUAAUAAGAAAUUCCAAUUGGCUCAUAGGAAUUAACUAAUAUCAUUUAUAAUUCCACCAGGAAUCUUGUGGUUAUUGCUAACAAUGUAGGAGAAAUCUAUUUAUGUUAAGUGCCAUUUGUAAAAAUAGGACUCAAGGUCUCAACUCAGUCUACUCAAAUUAUUUAGUUAUUGAUAGAUAACGAAAGAAAUUAUUUAAUGGCUUUGAAUCAUGAUCCUAGUCAUAUAAUUAUUUUUGAUUUUGCAAAAGGACUUUAAAAUGGGUAUGCAUAAAUAAAGACAAAUAUUGAAAUAAAAAAUAAGGUAAGUAAAUAUUUAAAUUUAGAGCUUAUGCUUUGAAUGGUCAAAGAAAAGGGGAGAGAUAUUCAUAGGGAAUGAGGAUGGUACAAUAUCAAUUUGGCAUGUAUAAGAUUUAUAACCAUUUUGUAUGUUUAAUAUGCUAAUUAGAUGUAUUUAAGGCUCAUUCUAAAAAAGUAAACAAGAUUAUUUGGAAUGAAAAUAAAUCAUUUCUCCUGACCGGUAGUGAUGAUGAAUCCUUAAAGUAAUGGUAUUUGCCAAAGAAAUGGAGAAUUGGUCAAGCCGACAAUUUCUCAACUUUUUGAUUUAUAUUAUUUUAAAUUGCAUGUUAUCUAUAAAUA